This is a messenger RNA of Harmonia axyridis, 1625 nucleotides long. Its product is annotated as synaptic vesicular amine transporter-like. Gene Ontology annotation, biological process: aminergic neurotransmitter loading into synaptic vesicle; transmembrane transport. The transcript has 6 exons. Gene Ontology annotation, molecular function: serotonin:sodium:chloride symporter activity. The record is from RefSeq and is a predicted model, not a curated record. Gene Ontology annotation, cellular component: terminal bouton; synaptic vesicle membrane. The coding region runs from base 151 to 1461 and encodes 436 amino acids. Lineage: Eukaryota; Metazoa; Arthropoda; Insecta; Coleoptera; Coccinellidae.
GUCUGUCCCUAAGAUGAUAAGCCACAUGAAAAGCGUUUUCCAGCGGAGCGUUAAAUUUCUCAUUUGAAUCCUGUAACCCCCCCAACCUUCUUGAAGUGUUAACUGGGAAAAUAGCAAUAGAUUUUCAGUUGUAUCUAAGCCACGGACGAUAUGAAGUCCCCUCCAGAAAAGUCCAGUGGGAUUAUAUUUGUUAUAGUUUAUUUGAGUUUUUUCUUGGACAAUGUGCUUUUAACUGUUGUCGUGCCUAUAAUUCCUGAUUAUUUGUUCUCUAAUGAAAUAAAAAUGAAGGCAAAUAUAACUACUUAUCAUAGUGUAACCUCUCUUAGUCCUCUUCAAAGAAAAUAUGAGAGUAUUGAUAGUGAGAAUGGUGUUCUCGGAGCAUUGUUGGCAUCCAAAGCUUUUGUCCAACUGCUAUUCACUCCCUUUGUUGGAUAUGCUGUAACAAAAGUUGGUUGUUACUUACCUAUGUUAUUAGGAUCAUGCAAUAUACUUCUAGCUUCUUUACUGUUCGCCUAUGGUAAGUCCUAUGGUCUGCUUGUUCUUGCCAGAGCUCUACAUGGAAGUUCAUCUGCAGCAGUGUCUGUCAGUGGCAUGUCCCUUUUGGCUAAACACGUUCCGGUAGAACUAAGACCAAAGUUGAUGCCUGUAGCCUUUGGAGGCAUAGCCUUAGGAGUCUUGCUUGGUUACCCAUUUGGUGGGGCAGUAUACCAACAUCUUGGAAAACAAGCACCCUUCAUCCUCAUUUCCUUGGUCAUAAGUAUGAACAUAGGUCUUCAGCUGAACCUCAUAAACAGAUUCAGUUCAGAGGAAGAAGAUGAUACUGAAGAAUGUAUCUCUGAUGAUUUGGAACUUAUUAAUCUUUUGAAGGAUAAGAAAACAAUGAUAGCUUCAGGUGCUAUAUGUAUUAGCACCACCACUAUGGCUGUACUAGAACCUUGCGUACCUUUAUGGUUGAUGGGUCAUUUUCACCCUGCACCUCCUAGAUGGAUACUGGGUGCUGUAUUCAUACCAGACAGCAUAGGAUAUUUCCUUGGUUCACACUUUGGAGGUUUGCUUCCAAUUGAAGGUUGGAGAGUAGGACUAACAGCAAUGCUUAUCGGUGGUUUGAGCUCUUGUGGUCUUUCUUCAGCUACCACAAUUCCUCAACUAUUCCUACCACACUUUGGCAUAGGUUUGAGCGUUGGAUUAGUUGACGCUAUUUUAGUACCAUACCUCGCUACCAUAAUAGAUAACAGAGGCAGCUCAAAAUAUGGCUCUGUGUAUACCUUGCAGCAACUUGCUGUGAGUUUGGCAUAUUCUUUUGGACCUCUAUUGGGAGGUGAAGCGGUGAAUUUGAUUGGAUUCUCUUGGUUAAUGAAGAUAAUUGGGUUGCUGAAUGUCAUGUUCAGUCCUCUUCUGUUGGAAUUGGAAAAAAGUUCAAACCAGAAGGUGAGAAGAAGGGAUGGUUCUUUUGAGGAAUGAGAGUGAUACAGGCAGUAUGUACUCAAGUUUGAGAGAAGAACUUUCGAAUAUUGAUUCCUUGGAGAGCAACAGAACAGAAGAGUGAAUAAUGAAAUUACUUUGAUAUGUUUGGUUGAACAUUGAUUCAUGUAUUUCAUGUUUUGAAUAAAAACGCUUGAAACUUG